Malus domestica (apple) is the source of this 1478-nucleotide messenger RNA. Lineage: Eukaryota; Viridiplantae; Streptophyta; Magnoliopsida; Rosales; Rosaceae. The record is from RefSeq and is a predicted model, not a curated record.
AAAUAUAGUUUACAUUUCUUAUGUCUGUCCACAUAGGUUAUUGAAGGAAGAUCUUAUCGCCUGCAACAUCCUUGGGUUGGAGUUGUGAACCGUUCACAAGCAGAUAUUAAUAAAAAUACAGACAUGGUUCUUGCGAGGCGUAAGGAGCGCGAAUACUUUGAAACCAGUCCUGACUCUGGGCACUUAGCUAAUAGAAUGGGUUCUGAGUAUCUUGCAAAACUUCUCUCAAAGCAUUUGGAGGCUGUGAUUAGGGCUCGAAUACCAACCAUCUUGUCUAUGAUUAACAAAAGCAUUGAUGAACUUGAAUCUGAGAUGGACCAUCUCGGUAGGCCUGUUGCCGUUGAUGCUGGGGCCCAAUUGUACACUAUACUGGAACUCUGCCGUGCAUUUGACAGGAUUUUCAAGGAGCAUCUAGAUGGAGGACGGGCCGGAGGUGAUCGGAUUUAUGGUGUCUUUGAUAACCAACUGCCUGCUGCAUUGAAGAAGCUUCCAUUUGAUCGACAUCUUUCUAUGCAGAAUGUAAGGAAAGUGGUUUCAGAGGCUGAUGGUUAUCAGCCACACUUGAUUGCUCCGGAGCAAGGUUACCGCCGCCUAAUUGAAGGGUCACUGAGGUAUUUUAGAGGGCCAGCUGAAGCUUCCGUGGAUGCUGUUCACUUUGUCUUAAAAGAACUUGUGAGGAAGUCAUUAGCAGAAACUCAGGAAUUGAAGCGCUUUCCUAGUCUGCAAGCUGAAAUAGCUGCUGCAUGUAAUGAAGCCUUGGAUAGGUUCCGUGAUGAAAGUAAGAAGACAACUCUUCGAUUAGUGGACAUGGAAUCUGCAUAUUUGACUGUGGAUUUCUUUCGGAGACUUCCCCAGGAAAUAGAGAACACAGGAAACCCAGGAAAGCCUGGUACAACACCAGCAGGAAAGCCUGGUACAACACCUGCCUCUGCUGUGGACCGCUACUCAGAGGGCCACUUUCAGAGGAUAGGAUCGAACGUAUCCUCUUAUGUGAGAAUGGUGUCUGAGACACUGAGGAACACAAUCCCCAAGGCUGUUGUUCAUUGUCAAGUCAGAGAGGCUAAAAUGUCGUUGCUGAAUCACUUCUACAUACAAAUAGGGAAGAGAGAGGCUAAGCAGCUUUCCCAGCUGCUUGACGAAGAUCCGGCCUUGAUGGAGAGGAGGCAAGAGUGUGCUAAAAGGCUUGAAUUGUACAAAUCAGCUAGGGAUGAGAUUGAUUCUGUAGCAUGGGUCCGCUGAGAUGGAUUAUUAUUCCGAGACGUUAUAGUUACUGCUGCUAACACGAUCGAAUUUGUUGAAUUGUUGGACAACAGAGAUGUUGUCCUCUCUUUUUUUCUUCUGUUUUUCGAUUGUUAUUCUUGUAGGUGUUGACCCAAAUUCUCAUGGUUUGGGAAAUUCUAGUAUUUUUUACUAUAUAUGUAUAGUAUAUCAGAUUGAUCACGCAUUACUUGUUUUUGUCUCGCAAAUCUUUUUUUUCA